Molecule: messenger RNA, 2499 nt
Organism: Seminavis robusta
Lineage: Eukaryota; Bacillariophyta; Bacillariophyceae; Naviculales; Naviculaceae
Source: the annotation of a GenBank genome assembly
AGCGAUCAGAGGUGUGCUCGUCAUAGGCGGUGAGAGUCAGAGUGUACGUGCUCCAACCAAUAUUACAAAACAUGUUUGCUCAUUACCUUAUUGUCUCUACCAAGCUAAACAUCACUACGACCCCACCAAUCAAGCAAGCCACCGGAGCUUGUAGCAGUUUCAACAGAUGAGGGAGAUCGAAAAUGAUACGCAUUCGGUGUCGUCCACGUUCACCGACGAGUUUCAGCUGGGGCUCGCACAUGAUCUGGAAAAGGGCCCCAAUGAAGUGACACCGGAAGAACCAGAAUGCUUGGCUCAGAAAGUUGCCAAAGAAGAUGAAAAGUCGGCUUCGAGGUGGAAGCUGGUCGUCCUCGUCCUCCUGUCGGUGAAUGCAGUGGUCAUUGUGUUGGGCACCUACAAAUACUUGGUUGCCGAAGAGGAGAAAAAUGUAAAGAAUGCUUUCGCACUCCUUGCCAACACUGUCAUUGACGCUGCCCAGCAUCAAGCAUCCAACUUGGAGGACAGCUUUCUUGCGGCCGGUGACACCCUCGCAGUGAUGGCAGAGACAAGCGGCAGUACCUUCCCUAACAUCACUAUACCGCAUUUUGAUGUCUGGGCGGGAAACAUCUUGGAGCUUACAGGCACAGAACUCGUUGGCUUUGCUCCUAUCGUAAACGACACUCAACAGAAGCGCAUUUGGGAGUCGUACGCCCUCCCAUGGUCCAACGGUACCACAAACACUCCAAAGAUCUUUGCUCUCGAGGGCUCCGAUGAUGGCGUUGUUCGGCGGGCUCAGAGAGGCCCCGGCCCUUAUGCGCCUGUUUGGCAACUUUACCCCGACUCUGGGCACGAGGGUAUCAUCAAGUUCGACCUGUUGUCCAAUUCAGUCUUCCAGCGAAUGUACGAGAAGAUGGUUGAAACAGGUCGAUCCGUGAUGUCGCCAGUGCUGAAUCUUGAGGCAUUGAUGGGCGAUCCAAGACCCAAACGGCAGGAUGGUACCAGCCUCGAACCGAUGCCUCGAAGUGUCUUCUUUCAACCAGUAUACAGCCAAGUUGGAGCCAACGCCACCACCAGUGCCUUGAGUGGAGUUCUCUUUGGUGUAGUGUCCUGGGAAGACUCCUUCAGGGAUCUAUUGGAAGGAGAGAAUGAAUCCCUCUACAGUGUCGUGGAAAACGACUGCUCGAACCAGAAGUUCACAGUGCUGAUCCAUGGCAAUGAAGCCACCUCCCUUGGGUCGGGUGAUCGCCACAACGAAACUAUCAAUGAAAUCAUGGUUUCCACCGAAUUCGGAGACAUUGGUUUCGAGGCGAGCCACCGCAAUGUGGGAAACGAAACCUACCAACAAACCCAAAAUCACUGCAAGUACCGCUUCGACUUGUACUCCACCUCCUACUUCGUACAAGCUUACAAGUCAGACCUUCCCCUGGUUGUUAGUGUCGCGGUUGCCACUAUGUUCUUUAUCACUGCAGCAGCCUUCGGGAUCUAUGUAACAUACAUCCAGAACAGGCAAAAUAGGCUCCUCAGCAUUGCCACUCACACAAGCAAGAUAGUUUCUGGACUGUUUCCAACGUCCGUGAGGGAUCGUAUUCUGAAAGACGCCGAAGAUCAGGCUUUCCAAGCUCUAAUUGAAGAGCAAGAGGCAACGAACAAAAAGAGCAUCAAGGUUGCCGAACGACGCCGUAGUAGUGUCCUCGGGCAAUUGCGGAGUAGCCAAAGCACUGGCAGCGGCGACUUCUCCUUCCUCCAAGAGCACCUGUCAAGGGCUGCCGGAAACAUGCUGGACGCUUCGAAGGCGCCUAUUGCAGAAGAAUUUGUUGAGACUACGGUUUUCUUCGGAGACAUUGUCGGAUUCACUGCCUGGAGUGCCGUUCGUCCUCCCACUGAGGUAUUCCACCUUCUUGAAACCUUGUAUGGGGCCUUUGACAAGUUUGCUUCACGGCACUCUGUGUACAAGGUGGAGACAGUCGGCGAUUGUUAUGUUGCUGUAACUGGGGUGCCCUCGCCCAAUCCCCAACACAGUGUUGCCAUGGCUUGCUUUGCGUUGGAUUGCAUGGCAUCUUUGCGGCAGAUUCUGACAAGCCUAGGUGACACUCUAGGCAAAGAGACGUGCUCCCUCAACAUGCGCAUUGGUCUUCAUUCUGGCAAAGUAACGGGCGGUGUUCUUCGUGGCGAUCGGGGUCGCUUCCAGUUGUUUGGGGACUCUGUCAACACGGCAGCUCGAAUAGAGACCAGCGGUAUGCCCGGGCGUAUCCACUUGUCGGAGACAACAGCUGACGGCUUGAUUGCUGCAGGAAAAUCGUCAUGGGUUGUUCCUCGGGAAGACAAAGUACUUGCGAAAGGAAAAGGAGAAUUGACCACCUACUGGCUUGAGAAGCGCCGAGGGGCGAAUAGGAGAGAUAGCCAACCUUCUGCGAACAUGGGUGGUGCAGCCGAGUAGUGUUUUGGUUCCUGUACAGUGUGUUUAUCUGUCAAAGAUUUUUAUUAAGUUGUUUCUAUUAGUCUUGAAAAAUCAUAUCGUCA